AUGGGAAACAUUCCUCCCAAGGCAAAAACACCCCUAAGAUGUAUUCUGGAGAACUGGGACCAAUUUGACCCUCAGACACUAAGAAAGAAAUGACUUAUAUUCUUCUGCAGUGCCGCCUGGCCACGAUAUCCUCUUCAAGGGGGAGAAAUCUGGCCUCCUGAGGGAAGUAUAAAUUAUAACACCAUCUUACAGCUAGACCUCUUUUGUAGGAAAAAAGGCAAAUGGAAUGAAGUGCCAUAUGUACAAACUUUCUUUUCAUUAAGAGACAACUCACAAUUAUGUGAAAAGUGUGAUUUAUGCCCUAUAGGAAGCCCUCAGAGUCUACCUCCCUACCCCAGUGUCCCCCCGACUCCUUCUCCAACUAAUAAGGACCUGCCUUCAACCCAAAUGGUCCAAAAGGAGAUAGACAAAGUGGUAAACAAUGAACCAAAGAGUGCCAGUAUUCCCCGAUUAUGCCCCCUCCAAGCAGUGGGAGGAGGAGAAUUCGGCCCAGCCAGAGUGAAUGUACCUUUUUCUCUCUCAGACUUAAAGCAAAUUAAAAUAGACCUAGGUAAAUUCUUAGAUAACCCUGAUGGCUAUAUUGAUGUUUUACAAGGAUUAGGGCAAUCCUUUGAUCUGAUAUGGAGAGAUAUAAUGCUACUGCUAGAUCAGGCACUAACCCCAAAUGAGAGAAGUGCUGCCAUAACUGCAGCCCAAGAGUUUAGUCUUGGCAGUCUCUGGUAUCUCAGUCAGGUCAAUGACAGGAUGAUAACAGAGGAAAGAGAAUGAUUCCCCACAGGCCAGCAGGAAGUUCCCAGUGUAGACCCUCACUGGGACACAGAAUCAGAAAAUGGAGAUUGGUUCUGCAGACAUUUGCUAACUUGCAUGCUAGAAGGACUAAGGAAAACUAGGAAGAAGCCUAUGAAUUAUUCAAUGAUGUCCACUAUAACACAGGGAAGGGAAGAAAAUCCUACUGCCUUUCUGGAGAGACUAAGGGAGGCAUUGAGAAAGCAUACCUCCCUGUCACCUGACUCUAUUGAAGGCCAACUAAUCUUAAAGGAAAAGUUUAUUACUCAAUCAGCUGCAGACAUUAGGAAAAAACUUCAAAAGUCCACCUUAGGCCCGGAGCAAAACUUAGAAACCCUAUUGAACUUGGUAACCUCGGUUUUUUAUAAUACAGAUCAGGAGGAGCAGGCAGAAUGGGACAAACAGGAUAAAAAAAAGACCACCGCUUUAGUCAUGGCUCUCAGGCAAGUGGACUUUGGAGGCUCUGGAAAUGGGAAAAGCUGGGCAAAUGGAAUGCCUAAUAGGGCUUGCUUCCAGUGCAGUCUAUGGGGACACUUUAAAAAAGAUUGUCCAAAGGACGCAGAGUGGUUUACAGUCCUGGACCCUAAGGAUGCCGUUUUCUGCAUCCCUGUACAUCCUGACUUUCAAUUCUUGUUUGCCUUUGAAGAUCCUUCAAACCCAAUGUCUCAACUCAUCUGGACUGUUUUACCCCAAGGGUUCAGGAAUAGCCCCCAUCUAUUUGGCCAGGCAUUAGCCCAAGACUUGAGCCAAUUCUCAUACCUGGACACUCUUGUCCUUCGGUACAUGGAUGAUUUACUUUUAGCCACCCAUUCAGAAACCUUGUGCCAUCAAGCCACCCAAGCACUCUUAAAUUUCCUUGCUACCUGUGGCUACAAGGUUUCCAAACCAAAGGCUCAGCUCUGCUCACAGCAGGUUAAAUACUUCGGGCUAAUAUUAUCCAAAGGCACCAGAACCCUCAGUGAGGAACGUAUCCAGCCUAUACUGGGUUAUCCUCAUCCCAAAACCCUAAAGCAACUAACAGCGUUCCUUGGCAUAACAGGUUUCUGCCGAAUAUGGAUUCCCAGGUACAGCAAAAUAGCCAGACCAUUAAAUACACGAAUUAAGGAAACUCAAAAAGCCAAUACCCGUUUAGUAAGAUGGACACCUGAAGCAGAAGUGGCUUUCCAGGCCCUAAAGAAGGCCCUAACCCAAGCCCCAGUGUUAAGCUUGCCAGUGGGGCAAAACUUUUCUUUAUAUGUCACAGAAAAAAACAGGAAUAGCUCUAGGAGUCCUUACACAGGUCCAAGGGAUGAGCUUGCAACCCGCGGCAUGCCUGAGUAA
Molecule: messenger RNA, 2106 nt
Organism: Gorilla gorilla gorilla (western lowland gorilla)
Lineage: Eukaryota; Metazoa; Chordata; Mammalia; Primates; Hominidae
Biological process (GO): virion assembly
Molecular function (GO): nucleic acid binding; zinc ion binding
Source: RefSeq, a predicted model, not a curated record